Daldinia childiae is the source of this 1062-nucleotide messenger RNA. RefSeq lists its product as uncharacterized. The transcript has 3 exons. The record is from RefSeq and is a predicted model, not a curated record. Gene Ontology annotation, molecular function: oxidoreductase activity. Bases 1 to 1062 code for a protein of 353 amino acids. NCBI's taxonomy places the organism in Eukaryota, Fungi, Ascomycota, Sordariomycetes, Xylariales, Hypoxylaceae.
AUGGCCCAUCCCGUCCUGAAGACCACGAAGCAGUGGAAUGUCGUAGGUUAUGAUGGCCUCGAGUCCCUGAAAUAUUCAGAGCAGCCAGUACCUGAACUCGGCGAUACCGAAGUCUUAGUUAGGAUUCACGGGGCCUCUUUAAAUUUUCGAGAUAUCAUGGUCUCUCAGGGGAAGUUCCCUUGGGGUACCAAACCAAAUGUCAUUCCUGGCUCCGACGGAGCAGGAAUUGUCGUAGCUACCGGGAGGCACGUUAGUCGGUUCCAGCCAGGCGACAAGGUCAUUACCGCUCUCAACCCUCGGUUAAUUGCAGGAUCUUUCACCGAAGAGUUAUCAAAAGUUGGUCUCGGUGCCUCGGUGGACGGCACCCUACGCACUGCCGGAGUUUUCGACGAGCAAGGCCUUGUCAAGAUGCCCGAGGGCCUAACCUUUCCGGAGGCUGCGACGCUCAGCUGCGCGGGACUAACCGCUUGGAACGCGCUCUUCGGCCUAUCUGGGAAACCAGUCGCUGCCGGCCAGUGGGUUUUGACGCAGGGCACUGGUGGGGUGAGUAUCUUUGCCGUUCAGUUCGCUAAGCUGGUCGGUGCCAGGGUCAUUGCGACGACGAGCUCACGGGAGAAGGCGAAGCUUCUUGAGAAGUUGGGUGCCGACCAUAUCAUAAACUAUCGCGAGACCCCCGACUGGGCCUCCGCAGCCAGGGAGCUUACUGGAGGGUUUGGCGUUGACUAUGUUAUUGAUGUCGUAGGGCCAACUUCGCUGAAGCAGAGUGUUGCGGCUGUAAAACAUGACGGCGUAGUCUGCGUCUUGGGAGGUGUCGGCGGUGGUGACGGGACUGCAGAGAUGCCUGGCUUGCUGGAUUGCUGGAUGAAACUGUUUACGGCUCGUGGUCUAUGGCUCGGCACUCGGCUUCAGAUGGAAGAUAUGUGCCGCGCUAUCGAAGCUAACAUAGACAAGUUGCGCCCUAUCGUCGAUCACAAGAUCUUUACACUAGAACAAACGAAGGAAGCAUAUGAAUAUCUGGCCUCAGGGAAACACCAGGGGAAGGUUUGCAUUGAAAUUGCGUAA